Salvia hispanica is the source of this 1448-nucleotide messenger RNA. RefSeq lists its product as uncharacterized. The record is from RefSeq and is a predicted model, not a curated record. Gene Ontology annotation, molecular function: phosphoglycerate dehydrogenase activity. Lineage: Eukaryota; Viridiplantae; Streptophyta; Magnoliopsida; Lamiales; Lamiaceae.
CUCAUUUUUUUUCUUUCUUUGCGUAUUAAUUCCUGUUUUUAGUUCCUUCGCUGCCGAGGUCCGAUCUCAAUUUUGUUGCGCAAUAAUGUUUGUUUCCAUUCCUCCUCCAUCACCGUCUCAUGCUCAUCAAUUUUCUAGUAUUCUAUUUUUUUUAACUCUACUUUCAGCUUAAUAAAGCCAACCGCGCAUCUAUUCUUCAACUGGUUUAUCUCACUGAUAUAGCCCCCUCUCUUUCGUCACUUUCCAUAACUUCACUAUCUAAAUCAUGGAUGUCAAUGGAGAGGAGGUGCUGAUUUCUCUUAGAGAAAUGGGGGAUUCCUAUGAGGAGCUCCACGAAAACGGCCACCACACCGUCACUAGGCACCCCUCAUACCAGCAUAGUAGUGUGCAGUGGCUUGAUUUGAGAGUGUUCUAUGUUAGAGUGAGCAAAUGUGUUGUUGAUGAUGACUCAACAACCGAGCACCUCACGCUAAAUCACGUCCCGUUGAAUCGCGACACGCUCCUAGAGGUGAACGGUGUGAGGACUAGCAUAUACUCCGAUGGUGUGUCCACCCUCUUGAAAAGGGACAGGCUGGAUAAGCAGUCUGAAAUGGUCACAUUCGUGAGCACCGACAGCAUUAGGGUGACGGGGAGUGUGAAGUUUGAGGUAUUCCGUGAGAAUGUGCUCGUGCUAAUGGGUAGGUUAGAGCUUUGCCAUAGCAAUGGAUCUUUAGGGGAGCAUAGGCAUCAGGGGCAGAUUUGGAGCAUGAGUUGUGAGUCAGAUUUAGUUGCAGGCACCGGAUUUCUCAAAGGGAAUCAGAAUGCGUGUGCACCAGCUGUUGAAGUUUAUGUGGCUGGCAGCUUCUCGGGUAGUCCUAUAAUACUGACUCAGACUUUGCACUUCAGCCACCACAGGAGGAAGCAGACGAGGAAAGGGAUGCUGGAAGCUAUACCGGAAUAUGAGACGGCGCUUAGCCAUAAAGAGGGUCCGUCCACGCUCACAACGCCGUUGAGGAACUUUCAAGAUUAUAGGCAAGAAGAGGAAGGGCACAGCAACGCCUAUUAUGGUAUGGAAUAUUUAGAAGGCGAAGAUGGGGAGUUAUCGUGGUUCAAUGCCGGUGUAAGGGUAGGAGUUGGAAUCGGCCUUGGGAUCUGCCUCGGAGUUGGGGUGGGAGUGGGGUUGCUGGUUCGGACAUACCACGGGACUACGAGAAACUUCACAAGGCGCCUUCUGUAAUGAGGUGCUGCGGAAUGACUAAUCUUACUGCGUUUUUUUCUAUGAAUAACUGCUGUGGAUAUUUGCACUCGGGUCGUGCCUAGACUGUUGCAGAUGAUGCUCACCGUGUUGGAGAAUUCUCAACAAAAUUAAGCUGAUGGCACGAAGUUGGUGGAGUUUCUGAGCAGUUGUUUGCGUUUGAUCUAAUGCUUGUAUGUUGUUUUAUGAAAUGAGAUGUGUGAACUUUGGCUGA